Molecule: messenger RNA, 1647 nt
Organism: Rotaria socialis
Lineage: Eukaryota; Metazoa; Rotifera; Eurotatoria; Philodinida; Philodinidae
Source: the annotation of a GenBank genome assembly
AUGUUCCACUGGUGGAUCUUGGAGGCAUUGGAAAACAUGGCUGUUUUCCUAUUUGAUUUUGCUGCCAAGGUAGCCCAUCAUGGACAUGACGUUGCCUAUGAUGAUGAUUUCUAUGAUCGUUUAUCUCGUCGCUAUUCUGUUAUUCUUCUUGUCAUAUUUACAGUACUUGUAUCAACAAAACAGUAUGUUGGUGAACCCAUAGCUUGUUUUUGUCCAGCACAUUUUACAGGCACACAUGUUGAAUAUACAAAUAAUAUUUGUUGGAUCUCAAAUACAUAUUUUGUUUCAUUUGAUCGUCUACUUCCAAAACAUCCAGAUCCAAAAACUGAGCAAUUCAUUUAUUUUUAUCAAUAUGUACCAUUUAUUCUUAUUGCACAAGCUAUCCUAUUUUACGUUCCAUCACUUAUAUGGUCAUCAUUAAAUUCCAAAAGUGGCUAUGAUUUAGGUUUGCUUGUGGCACAUGCUCGUAUUAUUGAUACAUACACAUCUGAAAUUCGUGAACCAUCUGUUCGUCACUUAGCACGUUUCAUUGAUAAAGCACUUGAAUAUCAUAAAAAUAAACGUUUAGAAUAUUUCGAUCAAUUACGUGCAAUAAAAUGUUCAUCCCUAUCAUCUUUAUAUGCGUUUUUUUUAUUAAACAAUCAUAUAACAAUGCGUGACAAUCAUUUAAUGUGGUCAUUUUUAUUUUCCAAACUUCUCUAUUUGCUCAAUGCUUUUGGACAGCUAUAUUUGCUCAAUUUUUUUCUUGGCAAUGAUUAUCAUAUGUAUGGUUUUGCUGUUAUACGUGCGUUAUUUACUGGUAAUAAUGAAAAUUGGACAGUAACACCAAGAUUUCCAAGAGUUACAUGGUGUAAUUUUGCCGUACGAAAUUUAGCCGAUAAUAUUCAUACAUACACAGUGCAAUGUAGUUUACCAAUAAAUUUAUUUAAUGAAAAAAUCUUUUUAAUCAUAUGGUUUUGGCUUUAUUUUACAACAAUAUGUACAUUAUUCGGUUUUCUUUAUUGGAUAGGUUCAUUUUUUUAUCCAAAAUUUUAUAAAUCACAUAUAUCACGUUAUCUAUCAUCAAUGAAACGUAUCAAUACUCACCAUUUUCCUCAAAAUCCAUAUCAAGAACAACAACUUCGUUUUCAUCCAUAUCACUCCUAUCCUCAUCAUCAUCAUAAUCAUCAUUCAAAUUAUCUUCGUCGUCAUUCAUUUAGUCAUUCACAUUAUGGUACAGGAAGUAGUCACUAUGGUUCAUUACACAUGGGUCAUCCUCAUCAUAAUCUUUUAGCAUCAUUUGCAAAUCGCAAUUUAAAAGCUAAUUUUGAUUUAGUUCGUAUGUCACGCGUGCAUGAUCAAUUAAAUCUUCCGAUAUCAACAACAACAGAUAAUAAUGAAGCUGCCACAACAUCAUCAGGUGAAGAUCGAACUCCACCAUCACCAUCUACUCCACAAACAAUUCAUGUACCGACAAUGCUGCCAUUUUCGUUGUCAGGCGAUGACGAUCAAUUAUUAACAAAUUUUGUAACAAAAUAUCUUGGUCGAGAUGGUAUACUUGUUUUAUAUAUUUUAAGAAUGAACACAAAUGAAGUUAUAACAGGUGAAAUUGUUACAGCUUUAUUUGAAAUAUUUAACACAACUCUUCAAACCGAUGCAGUAGAUUAA